AUGUCGCGCGCGGCGGCCAUCGCCAGCUCGCUGAUGCGUCAGAAGCGCCAAGCGCGCGAACGUGAGAAGGCGAACACGUGCCGCGGCGAUGCCAACGAGGGCGCCAGCAGCAAAUUGAACGUGUUUGCGCGCGUCAAUUUGUUCGGGGGCCGCAAGAAGAGGAAGAGGAGGAGGCCGCCAGAGCCCCAGUUGAAGGGCAUUGUGACUCGGCUGUCCAGUCGUCAGGGCUUCCAGCUACAGCUCCAGUCGGACGGAACUAUCGACGGAACCAAAGAAGAAGACAGUUCCUACGCCGUGUUCAACCUGAUCCCCGUGGGACUUCGAGUGGUCGCCAUCCAGGGUGUUCAAACCAAACUGUACCUGGCCAUGAACAGCGAGGGCUUCCUAUACACCUCUGAACACUUCACACCCGAGUGCAAGUUCAAGGAGUCGGUGUUUGAGAAUUACUACGUGACCUACUCGUCCAUGCUGUACCGCCAGCAGGCGUCCGGUCGGGCUUGGUACCUUGGACUUAACAAGGAAGGCGCCAUCAUGAAGGGCAACCAUGUCAAGAAAAACAAAGCGGCUGCACACUUCCUCCCCAAACCACUUAAAGUGGCCAUGUACAGAGAACCGUCCCUUCACGACCUGACUGAGUUGUCCCGGUCCAGCAGCGGCACGCCGACCAAAAGUCGUAGUGCUUCGGCACUGCUUAACGGAGGGAAAUCGCCCAGCAACAAUGACCUAUCGUAG
Molecule: messenger RNA, 732 nt
Organism: Nerophis lumbriciformis (worm pipefish)
Lineage: Eukaryota; Metazoa; Chordata; Actinopteri; Syngnathiformes; Syngnathidae
Source: RefSeq, a predicted model, not a curated record